UUAUCCAUUUUCUUAUUCUGUACUCGCUCAUGGUCCUGGGGGAUCAGCUCAAGUUCUGUCAAUCAGCUGACAUUGUUUCAGGAGUCAGAACUAUUAGUGCAGAGCCAAGCAGAUACUGCUUUCAAUGGCACUCACAAACAACUUUUAAACUACUGAAUUUUCAAUAUGUUUUUAUUUUUGUAAAUAGUAUUUGUGUGUGCACAUUCCCUGUAAAAGCUGAAUCUAUCAGAAAUGCAAGGCAGGAAUUCAGUGUAAGGCAGAAACUGUCCCCUCAGCUGCAGGGACAGGGAAUCAUGGUGAGGAGGGAGGGGUGUAACCAGGAAGUGAAAGCAUGAGACAGUACAGCUGAGCACUGGCUGGAAGAAUUUACCAGGGGAGGAGGAACUAUGGACACUGCAGGGAAAAUUCUAUUCUAUUCUGCUCUAUUGGAUUGCAUGUGGACUUUCGGACAGUGCAUUGGGCAGUAAGCUACAACAACUGCAGCAAAGGUCACAAGUCGAUUAUAAAAUGCAAAGCUGCUGUAGCCUGGGAGAUAGGAAAACCCCUUUCAAUUGAAGAAAUAGAGGUCGAAGCACCAAAAGCCAAUGAAGUUCGAAUCAAGAUGGUUGCAACAGGAAUCUGUCGCACCGAUGACCAUGUUUUGAAAGGGGCUUUAAAAGGUAUUGAUUUUCCAGUCAUUCUGGGCCAUGAAGGAGCAGGGAUAAUUGAAAGCAUUGGAGAUGGUGUGACAGGACUAAAACCAGGUGACAAAGUUAUUCCACUUUGCAUCCCACAGUGUGGAAAAUGCAGUUCUUGCCUUAAUCCAAAUACAAACUGCUGCCUUAAAACUCAUCUCAGUGAGUCACAAAAUGUAAUGCCUGACAAGACAUCUAGAUUUUUGUGCAAAGGCAAAGCCGCUUAUCACUUUUUAUGGACAAGCACCUUUUCUGAAUAUACUGUGGUUCCAGUAGAUUCAGUUGCAAAAAUUGAUAACAGAGCACCUAUGGAUAAAGCCUGCCUUUUUGGAUGUGGGUUUUCAACAGGAUAUGGAGCUGUCAUCAAUACUGCUAAGGUGGAGCCUGGUUCUACUUGUGCUGUGUUUGGGUUAGGUGGAAUUGGUCUUUCAACUGUAAUAGGUUGCAAAUCUGCAGGAGCUGAAAGAAUUAUAGCCAUUGAUAUAAACAGUGGUAAAUUUCAUAUCGCCAAGGAUUUUGGGGCAACAGAAUGUAUCAAUCCUCUGAAUUAUUCCAAGCCCAUCCAGGAGGUGAUCACUGAAAUGACAAAUGGAGGUGUACAUUAUUCCUUUGAAUGUAUUGGAAACACAGAUACAAUGAAAGCAGCACUGGAAUGCUGUCACAUAGGAUAUGGAACCAGUGUGAUUAUUGGAGAGGCUCCAUCAGCGGCACAAAUCUCUUUUGAUCCAAUAUUGCUGUUUACAGGACGUACAUGGAAGGGGAGCAUAUUUGGAGGUUGGAAAAGCAAGGAAAGUGUCCCUCGUCUGGUUGAUGAAUUCAUGGCAAAUAAAUUUAAUCUUGAUGGAUUGGUGAGCCACACUUUGCCCUUUCAUCAGAUAAAUAAAGGGUUUGAGCUUUUGCGUUCAGGAAACAGCAUCCGCACUAUCCUGAUGUUCUGAUUGGCUGAACUGGAAGCUUUCGUGUAGCUGAUACAUUCAUUUUAUUUACAGCACUUGAAAAUGGUGUUAAAGGAGUAGGAACGUUAUAACCACUGGGGUUUAUAAAUGUUAGACACCCCCAGUGAUUAUAAUCAAUUGCCAUGGCUGAUGCUCCUUGUAGCAGAAAAUGGCCCCCACCCGGAGUAUUUCUGUAUGAACACAUUGCAGUGAUCUUCUCUCACAUCUUCUUUUUUCACUCUGGGUGCGUGUGAGCAGUAGAGUAAACAGGCAAAAAAAAAAGGUGGCUGUUUCACUCAAGCGUUCAUGCGUCUGCCUCUGGCAACAGAAGAAAGAAAAAGAGGAAGAAGAUUGCUCUGUGGUGCUUACACAGAAUCCCAGGCCAGUGCAGUUUUCUACUAAUUGGAUCACCAACCUGGGGUACCAGGUUAGUGAUUAUAAGCACUGGAAGGUGCCUAACAUUUGGCACUCCCAGUUAUUUUAACUUUCUCCUUUAAUCAAUGUUCCAACUAACUGGACAACCAGCAGCCCUGAUUCUUGGGGUAAUAACUGCUAUGUUUACAUUUUUGUGAAAUAAAUCUUUAACUGGAUCAACAAA
Messenger RNA from Xenopus laevis (African clawed frog), 2207 nucleotides. RefSeq names its product alcohol dehydrogenase 1 (gene adh1.L). The coding region runs from base 602 to 1612 and encodes 336 amino acids. The transcript has 10 exons. Lineage: Eukaryota; Metazoa; Chordata; Amphibia; Anura; Pipidae. The record is from RefSeq and is a predicted model, not a curated record.